AUGAUAUUCGUUGGGCGACAUUUCCAGUAUUGCCACAACUUUUCGAGUUGGAUCUUAGUAGCUGCAAUAUCGAAUUUUUAACUGCAAAUAUAUUUCGAAACAUGACAAAGUUACGUAAGCUUUUUAUAUCACACAAUAAAAUGAUGACUAUUCCAUCCGAUACCUUCCAAUAUAUAAGUGGACUUCAAUAUUUGGAUCUAUCUUUUACAAAUGUUUUAGACUUUAAUUAUAACUUGCCUUUGCCUACAAUUGAAGCUGUUAUUAACCUAAUUUAUGGAGUAAAAAUUCAAAAACUUACCUUUAAGUUCUUACCGAACUUGUUAUACCUGGAUUUGGGACAUACAAAAAUAACCAGAAGCAGUGCUGUAGCUUUCGCUCAUUUAAGUGAAAAACUGAAGUAUUUAAGUUUAUGCUACACCUCAUUUCCAAUGGUUGGAAGUGCUAUUUUUAAAAAUACAGCUUUAGUUGGAAUUGAUCUCUCUGGUAAUCCAUACGCUUCAUAUAAUAUAAUUGAUGAUGCAUUUGAUGGCGUUGCAGAUACGUUAAAAUAUUUGUUCUUUGAAUCAUCUAAUAUAAAGGAUUUAAACUGGUUAAAGGGCUUACGACAAUUAAAUGUUCUCGGCUUAUCUGGUAAUAAUUUAAAUACUAUUACGACAGAUGUAUUUAAUACACUUAAAAACUUAAAAUUUCUUGAUUUGAGUGCAAACUACAUCGGAAAUUGGUACACUCGUGCAUUCACUGACAAUCUAAAGCUAAGGGUAUUAAAUCUUCGUGGAAAUAAUAUUAACAUAUUAACAUCAGAAAUGUUAAAGGAUUUUCAGUUAUUGGAUUAUCUUAGCCUUGGUGACAAUAACUUUGUUUGUGAUUGUCUCUUGCGAGAAUUGGUUGAUAUUUCUGCAGCCAAUAAUAAAGAAGCGGAAUGUGCCCGUAAUUUAAUUGAAGACGCUCAAGAUUUUAUAAUAAAAAACUCAAGUUUCAUUAAUAAAUACAUAUCAUCAAACUUAACUCUUGGUAUGCGAAGUGUUAUGGGAAGAACAAAUUUCGCGACUAAUUACACUCUUAAUGCAAAUGAUUUCAUAGAUUUUUCUCAUUAUAUAACGAAAAGAUAUUUUACUUCAUUGAAUCGCAGUUUUCAUAAUAUUAAGCAAUAUGAGAUUGCAAAAAAACAACAAAAAUUUCGUGUUAUUCCCCAUUUUUUUCGAGUGCUGCGAUCUGACACUUCCGCUCAAUGUUCAGGUUCUGAACCAGUUUACAUAUAUGAUAAAUUGAAUGGCACAACUCUGAAAUUUCAGCUGCUAGAUUAUGAAGACACAGACUAUUAUUGUUUUAAUGAAACACAACGAAUGAAUUUCGGUGAACUUAAUUGCGUUUCUCAGGUGUUUGAAGAUUUAACUGACCGAUUACAGACUCUUAUGAAAACUAUUAUAGUUUGUGUUUCUACUUUAUUAGGACUAUCAUUACUUGGUAUAGUGAUAUACUACAAACGGUGGCAUAUUUAUUAUUAUUACUCAUCACUUAAAUCGGCAGCACUAGUAUCAGAAGUUACUAAAGAUAAUAUUGAUAAAUUGAAUGCUUUGGCUAUAAACGAUCCUAAUCUUGUAUACGAUAUAUUUAUAAGUUAUUGUCAAAAUGAUCGGCAAUGGAUUUUGGAGGAAUUGUUGCCAAAUGUAGAAGAAGUCGGUGACCUUUCCAUUUGUAUGCACGAACGAGAUUUCGAGGUUGGGAUGACAAUUCUGGACAACAUAAUUUCAUGCAUGGACCGUUCUCGAGCAAUGAUGUUAAUUAUAUCUAGUAAUUUCCUUUUAAGUCAUUGGUGUCAAUUUGAGAUGUAUUUAGCUCAACAUAGAAUUUUUGAAGUCAAUAAAGAGCAUUUAAUACUGGUAUUUUUGGAAGAUAUACCACGUAACAAAAGACCAAAGAAUCUGCAAUAUCUAAUGGAAGUAAAAACGUACAUUAAGUGGCCAUCGCUCUCAGAAUGUAAGCAGUCAGAUUCUGAAGAAUGCAAAAUGUUUUGGAAACGAUUAAAAAAGUCAUUACAAAGAAUUGUAUCUACACCUAGAUAAUUGCAAUUCACCCGACUUCAUUUUAUUUGGUUAUACAAACUUAAUUUAACAUUAGUAUAUUUAUUGUGAUAUCAAUUUUAUUGUUAACCCAUUUGACUAACAUAGUGGAUGUUCAAAGUUUUGAUCUCUUAGAAAUUAGAACGUCCUAAAAUUAUUACCUGAUUUUGUCCUGCAUUAAUGCAAGACAAAAAAGUUUUCCUUCUUUCUUAUUUUUAAGUACAUUGCUCAUAAACUUCAAAAUAAAAAUGCGGAAUCAUCAUACUAAUUUUUCUUUCUGCGACUGUUAAAAACAUUUACUUACUAAAAGAGUUCAAAAAAGGCGCGUUAUUUCUUCCUAAACAUGUCUUUCGGCACUAUGUAAUGACAUAGUUACAUCAAAUAUGAGUUCAAAACAAGAAGCAU
Teleopsis dalmanni is the source of this 2465-nucleotide messenger RNA. RefSeq names its product toll-like receptor 4. NCBI's taxonomy places the organism in Eukaryota, Metazoa, Arthropoda, Insecta, Diptera, Diopsidae. Gene Ontology annotation, cellular component: membrane. Gene Ontology annotation, molecular function: protein binding; transmembrane signaling receptor activity. Gene Ontology annotation, biological process: toll-like receptor signaling pathway; inflammatory response; immune response. The record is from RefSeq and is a predicted model, not a curated record.